Daldinia loculata is the source of this 1432-nucleotide messenger RNA. RefSeq lists its product as uncharacterized. The transcript has a single exon. The record is from RefSeq and is a predicted model, not a curated record. The coding region runs from base 447 to 1202 and encodes 251 amino acids. NCBI's taxonomy places the organism in Eukaryota, Fungi, Ascomycota, Sordariomycetes, Xylariales, Hypoxylaceae.
UAAAAUAUAAUUAAGUCCUAUAUGUAUAGUCCUUAUCGUAGGAUUGGUUAAAUAGAAUUAUUAGCUACUACGCGGCGUAUUUCUUGGCAGUUCUUGUCACCUGGACCUCCUUGUAACGGCCAAUCAGACCCUGUAUAGUCCUGUAUAGUCCCUGGUGUUGGGCUAAUUGAGCUGACUCAGUCUUAACUCAGACUCUAGAGUCUAGACUACAACUGAACUGACACCGAUAUGAGCUGAAAUAUAAGCUGAAAUAUGGGCUUCACUUGGCGCCAAGAGAGAAGAGAGGGAGGGAAACAAACGAAGCAAGCAAGUGAGAAUACCUAUAGCCGCGAUUUCUGCCUGCGACUCCAGUAGCUGCUGGAUUGCCGCUCCUCUUCCCAUCGUCCACCCUUCCUACCUUCUUCUUCACCGGCUUACCUAGUAAUUCGAUUUGCAUCAGCGCUGCUAUGAAGGCCUCCCUUUUGUUUCUGCUCGUGGCGGUUCGCCGCGCCUGCGGUACCCCCAACCCGACGCUUCAAUGGGACCCAGAGACGACUAAAGACUGCAUCGAAUGGUACAACAACAGCGACGAUGAACCGUGCGAAUACGUACGCAGUCUGUUUGGGAUCACCCCCGAGGAGUUCCAUGAAUGGAACCCCUCCGUCGGUCUCGACUGCCAACCAUGGGAGUAUCAGUCGUACUGCAUCGUUACCAUGGAGAAGAUCAACAACACAAUCACGACCACUUCAUCUUCUUCCUCGACAACGGCUGUCUCCACUACCUCUGUGGUCACGCCCGGACCCUCCCCUACCUCUUGGACCGAUAUGGGCUGUUAUGUCGAGUACCCCGCGCUGCCUAUCCUCGAGGAGAACUUGAGCCCCGAGGGCGGCGAUGCAGCGUUGUCUAUUCCCAAAUGCGAGAACGCGUGCUAUCUCAAGGCGUAUGUCUUCGCAGGCGUGCAGGAGGGGAACCAGUGCUGGUGUGGCAGCUACGUGGGCGGCGAGUGGGCGAGCAACCAGACUCACUGCAACACCACCUGCACCGGCGACAGCAAGGUGUUCUGUGGCGGCAAGGGACUGGUCAACGUCUUCAAGGCCGAGCAGAACGAGGCGUCUACUAAAACUACUGCUACUACCGGGGCCUCCAGUACGACUACGGCAACAGGAUCUACUAUCAGCGAGACUCGGUCGUCCGGGGCAAUCAGGAAUCUGGCAAUGGCUUGAAGGAUUGGGGUUGGCUUGAUUGUCUCUACUCUUGUUUUCUAUGUAUGUAUGCAGACCUAAUCGAAAUAUAACACCGGUGGUGAUGGAACGUAUGGCCAUUAGGACAUGUGGCUUUUAUGAAAGGCGUUAUAGAAGGACACAAGAGGCGAAAGGGGGUUACCUACUUAAGCAAUACAUAUAUUAUGCCUUGAAUUUGAGGCACUGAGAUAAUAAACUAUAACAUGUCCUAG